Aricia agestis (brown argus) is the source of this 2145-nucleotide messenger RNA. Its product is annotated as plastidic glucose transporter 4-like. Gene Ontology annotation, biological process: transmembrane transport. NCBI's taxonomy places the organism in Eukaryota, Metazoa, Arthropoda, Insecta, Lepidoptera, Lycaenidae. Gene Ontology annotation, cellular component: membrane. The transcript has 10 exons. Gene Ontology annotation, molecular function: transmembrane transporter activity. The coding region runs from base 18 to 1781 and encodes 587 amino acids. The record is from RefSeq and is a predicted model, not a curated record.
GUGAGAACACGCGCACCAUGCACAGAAAUCGUAUAGAGAGAACAGCAUCAAAACGGUGGCGUGGAACUGUGCGUCGAUUAGUAGCUGCUUGUGUUUACAACCUCUCCUGCUUCACCCAUGGCUGCAGUACGGGCUGGGUGUCCGGGGUGCUGGGUAACGAGGCUCUGACGGGAGGUGCGUGGCUGGCGGCGCUGCCCUGCCUCAUCGCGCUGCCCGCCGCGCCCAUGUUCGCGAUACUGGCCGACGCGCGCGGGCGGAAGGCGGGCGCGCUUUGUAUCUGUUUGAGUUUUAUUGUGAGUUGGUCGUUAGCAGCAUGGUGCGGCGGGCGCGGUGUUUGGGCGGCGCGCGUGGCGGCGGGGGCGGGCGGCGCCGGGGCCCUAGCUUUAUCACCUCUGUACUGCGCGGAAAUAGCGCCCAAAACCAGAGGGUUAGCCGCCAUGCCUUGUUUGGCCUGCAGCUGUGGGAUUCUUUUCGCAUAUUCAGCUGGCGGAAUGCUUUCAGCCCACGCUUUGGCUUUGUCAAUGAACAUUCCACCUUUAAUACUCCUAAUUUCACUCGUCUGGCUGCCAGAGACUCCGUCUUUUCUCAUCAGGGUUGGAAAAAUACAAGAAGCAGCCAAAGUAAUGUGUUGGUUUGAUGGAUCAGAUUUUAGAGAAGACUUAACAGACGUAAUAGAACAGCAGGAAGUGCGAAUAAGAAUAUCAGAAGGUUACGGAAGAAAAGAAGUGUCGAGAAGAAGAGAUUCAGACACAUUCCAGCCGAUGAUAAAAAGAAGUAGCGGGUUGGAGUCAAAUAAUUCAGAAAGGGAGCAAAAGCAGGAGCCUUCAUGUAAAAGACUAUUUUAUGACCGGGCAUCUCGUCGAGCAUUAAUAUCGUGCUGUGUCGUGCUGUUCACUGCAGUUGGCAGCGGGGCGGCUGCCGUCAAUAGCUUCGCUGCUGCAGUUCUCAGAUACUCUGUCCAUCCUGUGCCAAUUCUGAACAUAACAGCGUACAAUUUCACUAUAUAUAACGGGACCGAAUCACGCACAUUGUUUGAGUCUUCAGAAGCUGGAUCUAUUUUGUGUGGCACGGCUCUAGUUCUUGGUGCAGCUAUAGCUACAAUCACUGUAGAUAAAGCCGGAAGAAAGACCCUGCUGCUUCUCUCGUGCUCAGGAAUAGCCUUCAGCUUAGCAGUUCUCGGAGUGUACUGUGAUCCUCAUCUAAACAUGCACUCCUGGUAUUCGUCCCGUUGGUGGCCUCAGAGAAAUUCAAACGACAAAGACGGAAAAUUGGGAAUUUACGAAAACAAUACGCUAGUAAAUAUAAGUGCAAUAGAAAAUGAAGCCGAAGUGAAGCCAUGGCACAGAAUAGCCGAUGAAAAUUUUACUGCGGAUAAUAUCACGCAUGUAAAUAAUUAUGAGCAAACCAAAGGAGACUUUGAGAUUUGGCUGCCGGUGUUUAUAUUGUCUCUAGUCCUGUUUUUGUAUAAUGUUGGCCUCGGAUCAGUGCCUUUUGUGCUAAUAUCAGAACUUUUUUCUAUGAAUGUGCGAAGUUUUGCGUCUAGUUUUUUAAUAUCUUGGAUGUGGCUUAGCAAUUUCUUGCUUCUACGAUACUUCGGUUCCCUGGCCUUCGCCCUCGGGCUGCACGCAACAUACUAUAUCUGUGCGUCCAUAACGCUCCUCGGUGCUGGAUACAUUUACUACAUUCUACCAGAGACCAAGGGCAAAUCGCAGGACCAAAUCAACGAAGCUCUAGAAGGUCCCUGGUUCCUGAUACGAGAGAAGAAGAAGAAUGGACGAUGACAAUCAAAGACGGAAGUCUUCACGGUGGAAGAUAGGAAUUACGAUUGAAAUGCCAAAGCGUAAAAUUACGAUUAAUAUGCCAAUUUAUGUGAAAUGUGAUAGCACCGAGAUGUGACUGAAAUCACAAGAUCGUUGAGGUAAAGACAUAAAGUAAUGAAUAUAAUAUCAAGACUUGAUAAAUUUAUUUUGGAGUACAUUUUUAUUUACACGAGGAGUUUUACAAAUAGGAGUACGUAGGUACUAAAAUUCGUAAUUUGUACCUAUAGAAAAUCAUAUCUGUAACUUUUAGAAGGUACCUAGGAUCUAGGAAAGUAGUUAAAAAAUUAAUAUACAGAAUAACAUAGUAUAAAUGUAUUGAAUGUUU